AUGUUGCUCCUCUAUUCAAUAUGUAUUCUCAAAUGCGACCAAGAAUGCAAAUGUCCCGACGAUAGCUGCCCGAAUGUCUGCAACAGGAAAGAAUACUCGGAAUCUUGCUUUACCAACAAAAGAUUUAGUUAUCGAAAUCAGAAGUUCCGGAAUUAUGGAAUCAGAAUCAUCAAGCAGACAGGACCGACUGCAGUGGAACCGAGCCCAUGCGAUCACAUCACGGAGGAAGAGAAGAUCAGAAGAAGCGAAACGUGCAAAUCCAAAAUGAUGCCCACCUUUUUGGAUUCUGGAAACCACGCAAUCGACGCAACACUCUCAGGAAACCAGGCAAAAUUUGUGAAUCAUUCGUGCGAUCCAAAUUCCGCUGAAGAGUGGAAGCUUCAUGGAAUGGCCAAAUUUCGAAAUUCUUUGGAUUCGUCGUCUAUAUCAUUGAUGUCACAAUGUCUGUAA
Caenorhabditis briggsae is the source of this 450-nucleotide messenger RNA. The record is from RefSeq and is a predicted model, not a curated record. The coding region runs from base 1 to 450 and encodes 149 amino acids. Gene Ontology annotation, molecular function: protein binding. The transcript has 2 exons. Lineage: Eukaryota; Metazoa; Nematoda; Chromadorea; Rhabditida; Rhabditidae.